This is a messenger RNA of Coregonus clupeaformis (lake whitefish), 1437 nucleotides long. RefSeq lists its product as uncharacterized. The record is from RefSeq and is a predicted model, not a curated record. Bases 183 to 881 code for a protein of 232 amino acids. The transcript is spliced from 5 exons. NCBI's taxonomy places the organism in Eukaryota, Metazoa, Chordata, Actinopteri, Salmoniformes, Salmonidae.
UUUAGACAGACUCAGUCAGUUACACACUCUGAGAGGAACCUCCUGCCUCUUUACACAGACACUUCCCACAGGACAGGAAACACUCCGGAUUACCUGCCCUUUUACAACUAUUCUUUGUUUUAAUUUUUACAAUCAUCAUCGUCAGCAGCACCACCACCUCCGCCACAACCUUCUUGUCCACCAUGGCCAGCUCCAAGUCGUCUCAGACCACCCGCAACAUUGUGAUCGCCUGCCUGGCCCUGUGGUCGGUCAUCUCCCUCAUCAUCAUUGUGGUGUGGGCCACCUCUCCGGACAUGAAGAGUGCCAGCCAGUGCCGAGCUGAGCUGCAGACCCUGACAGAGAAGCACGAGGGGGCCAGGGUGGUGUACGCCAAGAACAAGGCAGCCCUGGAGGAGAUGGUGGAGGAGGGCCGCGCCAACCAGACCCGGCAGCUCAGGGAGACAGAGAGGCUCCUGGAGCGCCUGGGCCAGACCAACGUGUCUCUGGAUGACUGUCGGCAGGAAAAUGUUAUUUUGGGUGGAAACAUUACAGUCCUGGAAAAAGAAAUCGGGAUGCAUAAAGAAAUCGAGGCAAACCUCACUUCAGAAAUCAUGCUAAACCAAGAGCACAUCGAAUUCCUUCAGGAGAACUUGACACAGGCCUCUCACAAGUGGGAGUCCUGUGUGGCUUUGCACUCAGCUGCUGAGAGCAGGCGGAUAGCAGCCGAAAGCCAGACCAAGGCCUGCGAGUCCAGCAAGCUGUAUUUACAGAAGCAGCUGCAGAGGUGCAAAAAGGAGGACCACCAUUCCUUCGAGUUUUUGGAUGACGGAGUUGCCGCACCCCAGACUAGCAUUCUUGCCUUGGCCGUGGUCCUCUGCGUCAGUCUGCAUUUGAUAACAUGAACAUAAUGCAUAGCCAGUGGGGUCAUCGAAGACGAUUCAAGGGGAACACUGUUCUCCAAGACAAUAAGAGGGACCUGGACUUGAUAGUAUAUGGAUAUCACUGCUGUACAUCUUUUACUGUUAGGAAACUAAUUGGGGAAACAGUUAAUGAUUAUAUUUUCUUUAGUUUCUUUUUUUAUUAUUUUUCAAUUAUAUUUUAAGAAUUGUUAAACAAAAAUUGUAAGACUUAGUCAUGGACAAAAAGUGUUAUAAUUAUUUGUUGCUUUUGAAUGAAUUUCAGCUGCAUUUAUUGCUCUCUUUUCACAUUACAUUUAUAUACGUUGGCUUCUUUUAUUGUUGAACCUUACCCUUACUUAGGCUAUAAUUUUAUUGAAUACUUAGGAUUUUAAUGUCCAUGUUUUGGGAUAUUUCAAGACAGCACAAUUUCGUUUAGGUUAAAGGUCUCUGUAUUUAUUUGUGUGUAAAUGUUUGAAUGUACUUUAUAAGUACUGUCUGAUCGUCUCUUGUUUUGUCCUGUUUUGACUUCUCCCUAUAAAAUUAUUCUUAUCCGACAAUU